This is a messenger RNA of Macrosiphum euphorbiae (potato aphid), 1002 nucleotides long. NCBI's taxonomy places the organism in Eukaryota, Metazoa, Arthropoda, Insecta, Hemiptera, Aphididae. The record is from the annotation of a GenBank genome assembly.
AUGGAUGUCCACUCACUUGCGGUAUGGAAACAUCCCAUCUUAACUUUAGAUUAUUUCUGUAAAGAAGUAGUUUGUUUAUCCAAAUCACUUGUUAAAAAAUUAAUUUGUUAUAAGUUAUAUGUGCUUCUGGCACUUUUAGUAAUUUCUACUCCAAUUAUUUUAUUAUACAUUGAAGGUCCUCAUUUACCAAUAUUAAUAUGGGCAAAAUCAAAAGUUGUAUGGUGUCUCUAUUGGUUAGGUCUAGGAGUCUUAUCAUCUGUUGGUUUUGGUACAGGCCUUCAUACAUUCCUUCUCUACUUGGGCCCGCACAUAACCUCUGUCACUUUGGCCGCCUAUGAAUGUGGUGGACUUAACUUCCCUGAGCCCCCAUAUCCAGAACAAAUCAUUUGUCCUGAUGAAGUUGACAGCGCAUGGAUAGCCAGUUUAUGGAACAUCAUGUUAAAAGUACGAGUUGAAGCCAUGAUGUGGGGAGCAGGUACUGCUCUUGGUGAAUUGCCUCCAUACUUCAUGGCUCGUGCUGCUAGACUUUCCGGUAGACCACCAGAUGAAGACAAGGAAGAUUUAAUAGAAUUUGAAGAAUUACUGAAAAAAGAAAAGCAUCCUGAAACAAUGACUCUGGUAGACAAGUCAAAAUUGUUUGUCGAGCGACUCGUAAAAAAAGUUGGUUUCUUUGGAAUAUUAGCCUGUGCAUCUAUUCCGAAUCCAUUAUUCGAUCUUGCUGGGAUUACAUGUGGACACUUUUUAAUACCGUUCUGGACGUUUUUCGGGGCUACUCUUUUGGGUAAAGCUGCCAUUAAAAUGAGCAUACAAGUGUUGUUUGUUGUAGUGGCUUUUAAUGAAACACUGAUUGCAAGUGUACUCGAUAUUGUUGGCAAAAUCCCAGGAGUUGGAAAAAAAUUGCAGGCACCUAUUACAACGUUUUUAGAAAACCAAAAACAAAGGUUACAUGCCAAAAAAGACUCAAAGGGCACACAAUACACAUAUUGCUGUGAAAUUGUUUGA